GACGCAGGCGCAGGCGCAGGCGCCCUGCGCUCUCUCUCCCAGCAGCUUCCCGGAACCCGACCAAUCGGUUCUCUGCGGGUGGGCCCGGCCCCGCGGACCGCUGGGAGCGGGGUGGGGGUGGGGACACCUGCGCAAGGCCUGCUGGCGGGUAGAGGGGGUCCGAGCGGGGCCUAGAGGCACAGAUGCCAUGUGGCCUUUGUUUUGGACAGCGAUUCGUACCUACGCCCCCUAUGUCACAUUCCCUGUGGCCUUUGUGGUGGGGGCUGUGGGCUACCACCUGGAGUGGUUCAUCAGGGGGAAGUCACCCCAGCCUGUGGAGGAGGAGAAGAGCAUCUCAGAGCGUCGGGAAGACCGAAAGUUAGAAGAGCUGUUAGGCAAGGACCUCACACAGGUGGUGAGCCUUAAGGACAAGCUUGAAUUUGCUCCCAAAGCUGUAUUGAACAGAAACCGUCCUGAGAAGAGUUAAUGGAAGGCCGUGGGCCCCAUGGUCCCUUCUAAGGGCAUAUAUAAGUGGCAGUCCAUGGCUGCCAUCUCUGUUCCACCCUUCCUAGAACCUACAUAUGGUUUACUUUGCUUCUUGUUCCAGCUCUUCCUCUUCUUCCUCCCCCUCCUCGAUGGAUUCCACUCUUCCUCUCCACUCUUCCUCCCCUUGAUUGCCAGGUUGGUUCCAUCAAUCUCCGUGGGAACUUUGCUGCUACCGCCUGAUGAUUAAGCUGCUGUCCAGCCUGUGGAGAGACAUUAUCAAAGAAAACUCAUGUUCCUGGCAAGGGAGGAUGCCCUUUGUCUCAUGGUGGCUACAACUGCUUAGGUUUCCUGAGCUUGGAACUCUGCUGAUAGGGGAGCCAGCUUACAAGGGAGUUACUCACCAUGCCCCCGUAUGAGGUUGGCUGUGGCCCUGUGACUGUCUUUUGAUGACUAGUGAAACAUCAGCUGUCAGUCUCUGGGGGGAGUGUUGAGUAUGGCUUCAUGAGAGCACAGUUAGAAUUUGGGAUCAGCCUUUGUCUCCUUCCAGAGGUUGUUUAGGCCAGUGGGAUGUUGCUGGCAUUCCUGGGCCUAGAAUGCUUUGGGCUGAAUUCUUGUAUCAAUCUGUAUUUUUCCAUCCAUCCCAUUUCCCUGUUCUUAUUCUUCCUGGAUGUUCUCCUUUUGUGUUCUGGAAGGGGAUUGGAUUUACAAGGGAAGGAGAGCUGUUGGCUGUUAGAGGGAAGCUGGGCUGUUCCCAGUGGGAGGGUGGGGAACACAUAUCUGCUGAAUUUGCUUGAAAACACCCCCUUUCCUGUAGAGUACAAAUCCAAUUAAACUGGAGCCUGAGAACCA
Molecule: messenger RNA, 1314 nt
Organism: Trichosurus vulpecula (common brushtail)
Lineage: Eukaryota; Metazoa; Chordata; Mammalia; Diprotodontia; Phalangeridae
Gene: SMIM12
Product: small integral membrane protein 12
Exons: 2
Coding region: 188-466 (92 amino acids)
Source: RefSeq, a predicted model, not a curated record